UUCACAACAUUCCUCCCGAGUCAUCCACCUCCUCUCCCUGCUCUGACUCGCCUGUGUGUGUGUGUGUGGGGGGUUUGACACGUAAAUUUGUCCCUUUCAUAGACGUGACCAGGCAGUGAAGCUCCACCUGGGGCAGGGAGAGCAGAGACAAGACUUUUCUGACCCCCUGAAUCCGUUUUAUUCUGAACAUUUUGCAGCAUGGAGGCGAGAGACGCGACUGCAGGUGCUCUUGUGAGCAGUGAUGGGGAGGAACAAACUGCAAAGAAGGAUGCAGCUCCUAAAAAAGAUACACCAGAGACCAAAAGCAAGAUGGAGAAGAUCUUUGGGUUCGGGAAGGAGGACCUGACCUCCUGGCACAGCCUGGUAACCCUCCUGAACCGCCCCACUGACCCUGCAUCCCUGGGCAUUUUCCGCUGCUUGUUUGGUUUGCUGAUGGUCAUUGACAUCACGCAGGAACGUGGCCUCAGUCACUUGGACUAUAAGUACCUGGAUGGGGCCCCUGUGUGCCGCUUCCCCCUCUUCAAUGUGUUGCAGCCACUGCCACUGGAUUGGAUGUAUCUGGUGUAUGUCGUGAUGUUCCUCGGCGCUUUGGGCAUCAUGUUUGGCUGUUUCUACCGUCUCUCCGGCCUCAUGUUCAUCUCUACGUACUGGUACAUCUUCUUUCUGGACAAAACGGCCUGGAACAAUCACUCGUACCUCUAUGGCCUCAUCGGGUUUCAGCUCACACUCCUGGAUGGCAACAGAUACUGGUCAAUCGAUGGAUUGCGGAGGCCUUCUAUAAGAAAUGCUCACGUUCCUCUAUGGAAUUACACCUUGUUGAGGACACAGAUAUUUAUUGUAUACUUCAUCGCUGGAAUCAAAAAAUUAGAUGCCGAUUGGGUGGAGGGAUACUCGAUGUCGUACCUGGCUCACCAUUGGCUUUUUGAUCCUUUCAAAGUAAUUCUCCCCGUGGAGUUAAUAAACCUGCUGGUGGUGCAUGGAGGCGGUCUUGUUCUGGAUCUGACCGCUGGUUACUUGCUAUUCUUUGAUGCCACGCGACCGUAUGGGAUUUUUUUCGUCUCCUACUUCCACUGUAUGAACUCUCAGCUCUUCAGCAUAGGGAUGUUUUCCUACACAAUGCUGGCUACCAGUCCCAUCUUCUGCUACCAAGACUGGCCAAGAAGAUUUUUUGCCCGUUUCCCAGCAUUCCUCAGGGCAGUCCUGCCGCUCACCUCCCCAGACCCUCAGCCCAGUACCUCCUGUGUUUACAAUGAGAUCCAAAGCUCCAGCACUGAACACCAGGAGACCCCGACUGUCCCCAAAGCUUCCAAAAUGAGACUAAAGCACAAGCUGGGAGCCAUUUUCACUAUUCUCUACAUAGCUGAACAGUUCUUCCUGCCUUACUCACACUUCAUCACACAGGGUUACAACAAUUGGACCAAUGGCUUGUACGGCUACUCAUGGGACAUGAUGGUUCACUCCCGCAGCCAUCAGCAUGUCAAGGUCACCUACAAAGAUGGAAAAACUGGAGAAAUUGGAUAUCUGAACCCAGGGGUUUUCACACAAAGCCGUCGCUGGAAAGACCACGGAGACAUGCUGAAGCAGUAUGGAACGUGCCUCAAUCAGUUCCUGCCCCGCUAUAAUAUCUCUGAUCCUGAAAUCUACUUUGACAUAUGGGUGUCCAUCAAUGAACGCUUCCAGCAAAGGAUCUUUGAUCCCCGGGUGGACGUUGUGAAGGCCGAUUGGUCACCGUUCAGACCAAACACAUGGCUGAUGCCUCUACUGGUGGACCUCUCUCCUUGGAGGACUAAAUUCCAGGAGAUUGAGGGCAGUUUGGACAAUCAGACUGAGAUUGUCUUUAUCGCUGAUUUUCCAGGUCUCCACUUAGAAAACUUUGUAAGUGAAGAUCUAGGCAACACCAGCAUCAAUGUGUUGCAGGGCAAAGUGAACGUUGAGAUAGUGGAGGAGAAGAAGAACUACACUCUCACACCUGGUCAGCAGAUAAAGGUUCCUGCUGGGGCUUACCAUAAGGUGUACACGGUGUCUGAAGACCCAUCUUGCUACAUGUACAUCUACGUCAACACCACAGAGGCGGCGCUACAGGUGAACUUCACCAAGCUAUAUGAGCUUCAGGAGCGUGUUCGCAAUGGGACAGAAACCGAGCCGCUUCCCCCUGAGCUGCAGCCUCUUAUCGCUGCAGACGACGAAGGGUCGGAGGUCAACGCCACCGACCCGAUCGUGCAGCUGUUCCUGAAGAGGCAGCGCCGCAUGAAGGAGGUGAAGAAGCGCAGGGAGGCCGGUGCAUUGGAGCGACUGGAGCGCUUUGCAGUGAAGAAGUACUACACGAUACGGAGGAGCUUCUUGAUGACAGCCAUCGCUAUGAGAAACCUGGCGGUGGGUCUCCCUUCUCUCGAACAGCUGACGAGAGAAGUUGCCUUCGCCAACAUGAAAGAAGCUCAGGCAGAAGCCAACCAGGAUGAGCGGCUGAAAGAUGAAGUCGGUCAUGGAGAACUUUAACGUUGUCGUCGGGACCAAAGAAAAUGUGUUGACUGGCGCACACAUUUCCAAACAGGUGUGUGUGUGUGUUGUUACUACUGGACUGGUACUGGGACGUUGCUGCCCAGAAAUCAAAAGAUUUUUAAUUUUCUAUGGUUCUGAAAUAUUCUGCAUUUGAGAUUAUUUGUGUAAAGCCAGUAUUUUGUUAUAGCAUUUGUUUACGAACCUGAAUUUCUAACAAAGGACAUGUUAUAGCUGCAGCACAACUAGAAUGCUGUUUGUUCAAUUUUGCUUAAGAAUUUUAUAAUUAUGGCUGUUUUUCAAAAAGAAAUAAAGACAACACAGACGAUUAAUAGAAAAUGCUCUAUGACAGGUGCUUUAUGAGCUGCUGGAGGAUCAUGAUUUAAAUAAGCUAAACUAUUCAACUUUUAUUCUUCUUUGUUUUUUUUUUAAUUGAAACAAGCAAGAAUGUUACUGAACAUUUUUACGUUUCAAGGGAACAUACUGACAUGAACAGGUUGGUCUAUAACUCCUCCUGCUGUUGGUUUAUUUCAAUAACUCUGUUCGAUUACUAACAUUUUAAUAUAUGCAGUAGGAUAUGUGAAGGUUUACUCCAUUUUGAGGGAAUAUAUUUCUUUUAUGCUUACCCUAUAAUGUGAGAAGAACUGACUGACAGAAAUUCAGCUCGUUAUUCAACAGCCUUUUCUAUUCCCCUUUGUAAUAAAAGUGCUUGUGGCAAUACAUUUCAUGUUUUUCUGAUUAAAAAUCAACUUGAACUCUCA
Molecule: messenger RNA, 3257 nt
Organism: Cottoperca gobio
Lineage: Eukaryota; Metazoa; Chordata; Actinopteri; Perciformes; Bovichtidae
Gene: ggcx
Product: gamma-glutamyl carboxylase
Biological process (GO): peptidyl-glutamic acid carboxylation
Molecular function (GO): vitamin binding; gamma-glutamyl carboxylase activity
Source: RefSeq, a predicted model, not a curated record